AUGCUCUCCUGGGGCCGAACCCCCAGUGCUGAAGCCACCGGCAGCCAGGCCCGCACGCCUCGUACGCUCGUACUUUGCUUCGACGGCACUUCUAACCAGUUCGACGGCGAGAACACCAACGUCGUCAAAUUCUACUCUCUGCUGAAGAAGGACGACUCGACUCAGCAGCAGCUCUGCUACUAUCAGCCAGGUGUCGGGACUUAUUUCAAUCCCGGAGUCGUCUCCCCACUUUUCCAAUGGUGUGCCAAGAUACUCGACGAAGCCUUCGCAUGGUACUUGGAUGAGCACGUUCGUCAGGGCUACCAGUUCCUGAUGCAGAAUUGGACACCCGGCGACAAGAUCUGUAUCUUCGGAUUCUCGCGUGGCGCGUACACGGCACGAGCUCUGGCUGGAAUUCUGCACAAGAUCGGACUCCUCCCUAAGGACAACCUCGAGCAGAUCCCAUUCGCGUACAACCUCUACAAGAAGACGGAUGAGGCCAGCAUUUCUCUGGCGGCCGGUUUCAAGCAAAGCUUUUGCCGCGAGGUGCAGAUCGAAUUUGUCGGCGUCUGGGAGACGGUCUCGAGCACUGGCGUAAUCAUGAGCCGAACUCUCCCGUUCACGACCACGAACGCGACGAUCAAGACCUUCCGCCAAGCGCUCUCGCUCGACGAGCACCGCGUCAAAUUCCUCCCGAACUUGUACCAUCGAACUGCGACGCCGUCAGACGGGCCCACGUCGUCCAUCAAGCCGAAGGCGCUCCGUCAGAAGAGCCUGAACGCUUUCGUGGGCAAGUUCCCGAAGGCGGCACGCAAGAACGCGACGACGACGGAGAAGCCCAAGGUCCGCGCCGAGCCCGUCGACCUCGAGGCCGCGGCCGCAGCGGCGCCCCCGUCGCACACGAGCGCGGAGGACGCGUCUGCGGAGGCGGCGGACGUCGUGGGCCCCGCGCCCAGGGACGUUGCAGACGCGGGCGCGUGCGACGUGCUCGAGGUGUGGUUCGCGGGCUGCCACUCUGACGUCGGUGGCGGCUCCGUCUCGUCCGACACCGUGCACUCGCUCGCGAACAUCCCGCUCUUCUGGAUGGUGCACCAGGUCGUGCUCGCGCAGUGCGGCAUCGAGUUCGACUCCGCCGCGCUCGCGCGCGUGGGCAUUCCCGAAGCCGUCCUUGCGCCCCCUGGGUCGACGGUCGUGCCCGCGCCCCGCCGCACGCGGCUCGACUCUGAGGCCCCAACCCUGCCGGUGAAGGACCGCGACGCGGCGGGGAACUCAACCGGCCCGAUGGCGGACGCGCUUCAGCCGAUCUUCGACCAGCUGCAGAUAGACAAGGCUUGGUGGCUGCUCGAGGCCAUCCCGCUCACGUACUCGGCGCAGGAUGCCGACGGGACGUGGGUGACGAAGUGGUGGUUCCCUGGACACUAUGGGCAGGGCCGUCAGCUGCCCGCGGCGCCGAAGUUCCACGUGUCUGUCAAGACGCGCAUGGAGGACCCGACUCUCGAGUACGUCCCGCGCGCGGUGUGGACCGCGGGCACCGAGACCUAUGUGGAGUGA
This is a messenger RNA of Epithele typhae, 1530 nucleotides long. RefSeq lists its product as uncharacterized. The coding region runs from base 1 to 1530 and encodes 509 amino acids. The record is from RefSeq and is a predicted model, not a curated record. NCBI's taxonomy places the organism in Eukaryota, Fungi, Basidiomycota, Agaricomycetes, Polyporales, Epitheliaceae. The transcript has 11 exons.